Strongylus vulgaris is the source of this 216-nucleotide messenger RNA. NCBI's taxonomy places the organism in Eukaryota, Metazoa, Nematoda, Chromadorea, Rhabditida, Strongylidae. The record is from the annotation of a GenBank genome assembly.
GAACUCACAUUUGCUAUGGAAACCAGAGAAUACUGUACUGUAGACCGCUCUACAGUAAAGUGCGGCAUUUUCCGACACAAAGCAAAAACUACGGAAUCGAUCACUGAGGAAAAUGAGGAGGGUGAAGACAGCAAUGAGGAAGACAAAGAAGUCGAGGAUGAAGGAGAGGAAGAAAUAGAAGAUCGAACGGAAGUGAUCAUUAGAAAGGCUGACUAA